Mesorhabditis spiculigera is the source of this 846-nucleotide messenger RNA. The record is from the annotation of a GenBank genome assembly. NCBI's taxonomy places the organism in Eukaryota, Metazoa, Nematoda, Chromadorea, Rhabditida, Rhabditidae.
AUGUGGCUUUUGCUAUGCUUCGGGUUAUUUUGCGCGGCUUCCGGAUAUAAGGAUCCGCACUGGUUCGUCCAAUGUUUCGACCGACCACUGCGCGUCGGUGAUGCGAUUACGAUGAACAACAUGAUCAUCCACGCCGAUCAUCGCAUCCAGCCGGGUCCUGGUGAGGGUACAAAUGGGACGCAUUUGAACUGCAGGAAUAAUAUGGGGCCCUGGGUCCGGGAGGAGCACUUCAGCAAGAUCCCAUUUGCCGGCGGGCCAUUUGAGCUGACGUUCCGAAUUGCCGCAAUCAACAGCGUGCACGUACACUACGCCAGUGGGGUUUGGCAAGGUGCUACCUAUGCUCGUGGUGGCAAUGUUCCGCUACACACCGCUCGGCAGAUUGACUGCAACGGCGAUCUGACAGGCGUGACAUUCCACGGGCCGGUGAUGAGAGGGAUUGUCCGAGCCGCCAAGAGCCGUCCGGACUGUACUCAACCUAUCAUCGGCAUCUCCGAUUUUGCACUCAUCAAGCAGCACAUAAUCAAUGACGGGGAUAAAUACACCGCCCGGUGGAACAUGAACGAUUUGAUGCUCGAUUUUGUUGGAGGCGACUACGGCAUCAUCGGCUCGAUGGGGGAACUGUGGCGGGAGCAGAGGAGACUAACCCUCCACAUCAUGCGUGAUUUCGGGAUGGGCCGAAAUAUUAUGGAAGACCGGGUGAUGGUUGAACAUGAGUUCGACAUCGCCGUCGGAUCCGUCAUUAACAAUAUUUUAUUUGGGUAUCGGUUCGACGAGCAACACCUCGACGAGUUUAGCCUCGUUAAAGAAUCGCUGCGGGACCUCGUCAAAAUUCUGACAGCUAUAGGG